AUGAGCUCAAAGAAUCUAACCAUUGCUGCUGACAACACAUAUCAUACUACAGAAAAGUCUCUUAUGACUUCUAAUCCGCCGUCCCCAAAUCCAAGUAAAGUUUCUGAUGAUAGCGGUGAUAUGAUCAAACACGAAAAAAAUGAUAUUAUCAAUGAAGAUACUCUACUGAACAGUAAACCAAAAAUUACAGCACCAAAUAAUACCCCUGUUCAAAGUCCUCCUCCUAUAAUCGCGACAACAAUAAAUGAACAAAAUAAAAGACAUUCUAACUUUAUGAAAAAUCAUAAUGAUGAUAAAUUUACUGAGUUGAGCCUCAAUCCAAAUGAACUACAUAUCAGUAGUAGUAUCAUUAAAGACAAUAACAAUAAUAGUAAUGACGGCAACCACCAAAAUAAUAGUGCUGUUAUCACAAGCAACAACAACACCAACAAUUUUUUUGAUGAUAACAAAACUACAACAGCCACUACUAAUGACUCAAAAAAUUUCACAAAAUUUACAAAUACAGAUGAUAAUAUAUAUUCCUUAAUUGAUGCAAAUACAACAACAAUUAGAGGAACUUCAACCCCAACGACACAUUCAAGAACUAUCACCUCAGAUAUAAGAUUGUCAUCAUCGAGUACCGCAUCGCCGAAACCACCAAAAUUCGCCCUCUCUCCCUCCUCAUCUUCUUCAACAACAUCAUCUUCAUCUGCUUUGAAACAGCAACAACAUAAACCGAAAUUAAUUAAUUCAAAAUUAGACGAUCUAAAGACGAGGCUCUUAAAUGAUCCAAAUGACAAUGAUAUGGGGUCAGCUGCUCAAGUCCUAUCUUCUUUGAGAUCAUCUCCAUAUCGUUUCAGUUCUUCUGCCUCUCGUCCAACUUCUCGUUCUAUUAUUAAAUUAAAUAUUAAAAGAGAAGAAAAGGACCGAUUGGCAAAGGAGGAGGAAAAUUACAGAGCAAUGCAAGAAGAAGAAGAGGAAGAAGAAGAGGUAGAACAAGAUAAUGAUAAUGAUGAGGAAGAAAUAACAAAUGAUGAUAAUGAUAUGCAGAUAACAAGUAAAUUUAAAGAAGUCACUUGGAAUAAGAAUGGAAAACGCAUCAGUAAACCAAUUCCAAAAAAUAAUAAAACGAAAUUAGAUGAUGAGAGGAGAGAAAGCAAAAGAUCGAGAAGUGGUUGCUGGAUUUGUAGAUUACGGAAAAAAAAAUGUACCGAAGAAAAACCAAAUUGUUUUAAUUGUGACAGAUUAAAUUUAAAUUGUUACUAUAAUGAAUUAAAACCAGAUUUUAUAAUUGACCCAGAAAAGAAAAAAUUAAAACUUGAUGAAAUCAAAAAAUUAACGAAGGAGGCAAAGAGAAAUGCAAUGAAAAAGAAAAAAACUUGA
Molecule: messenger RNA, 1362 nt
Organism: Kazachstania africana CBS 2517
Lineage: Eukaryota; Fungi; Ascomycota; Saccharomycetes; Saccharomycetales; Saccharomycetaceae
Gene: UME6
Product: DNA-binding transcriptional regulator UME6
Exons: 1
Coding region: 1-1362 (453 amino acids)
Biological process (GO): regulation of DNA-templated transcription
Molecular function (GO): DNA-binding transcription factor activity, RNA polymerase II-specific; zinc ion binding
Source: RefSeq, a predicted model, not a curated record